GGCGCUGAUAGGAACAAGGAUGCGUCACGCCGGGAGGUAGCUCUGCAGUGCCUGCUGCGGCUGCUGGCCCGCACCCCCGUCUCCCUCGACCUGCGAGACGUGCUGGAGGCGGAGUGGCCCCUCGCGGCCGACCUGCUGAGGGGGCUGCUGGCGCCCGCACUCGCCCUCCUGCCACCGCACCACCAGCAGCAACAGGGGCAGCAACACCUGGGGUUGAGCAUGACCCAUGGGUCGGCCAUGGCUAGCAGUAUUGGUAGCCGUACAAGCACCAGCAGUAGCAGCAGUAGCAGUACGGCAGCGGUGGGUCUGCUGCUGGAUGCGUUUGCGGAGCUGCUGGAGUGUGGGG
Molecule: messenger RNA, 346 nt
Organism: Astrephomene gubernaculifera
Lineage: Eukaryota; Viridiplantae; Chlorophyta; Chlorophyceae; Chlamydomonadales; Astrephomenaceae
Source: the annotation of a GenBank genome assembly